AUGGAAUUGGUGAAUACAAAUGAUGAAAAUUCAUUUGACCCGACGCCAAGAUUAAAAUCUAGUCCUAUACCAAUUAAAUUUCUUUCUUUUAAUGAAGAUGAUAGAAAGUGUUUUAAUUGUGGAGAAGAAUAUAUUAAGGCAGUUCUUUGUCAUAGGCAAAAAUAUUGCAAAAAAUGUUUAUCGCGUUAUAUUAAUGAUAUACCUGAUAAUAAUAAUACAUACUUGGACGUAUAUAUUUACACAAUGGAUUUGGAAUGUAGUGAUCAUGAAAUAAGUAGGACAAAAGUAUCACAAAAUAUUCAAGAAUGCUGUGGAAAUUGUGUGAGAAUUUUAUGUUUUAAACAAAUGGCUGGAUUUGUUGGAUAUUAUUCUAAUGAAAACACACUAUAUGAUAUACGUAAUAAGGUGAUUGAAAGUGAAAGUUAUUGUAAAUUAUGUGGAAAGCCAUUAUCACUCACAUAUAAAGUAUUAGAUGAUUUUUCAUUAUGUUCGGAUUGUUAUCUAAUUUCUUCUGAAUGGAUAGAAUCAACUUUGGUUAAAAAGCGAAUUUUGAUUCUUUACUUACCAUGGUGGCAUAAUAAUCUUAGUUGUAACGCAUGUUGCUCAAAGUUAACAUUUACAUCAGACUGUCAAAAGUAUUGUGCAAAUUGUUGUAUAUUUUAUGUUGGAUGCAGAUAUUGUUUAACAACAAACAUUAUUUUUGGACCUAUACUUGAAUCUAAAUGUAAAAAAUGUAAAAGAAUAUCACUUAUCAUAAAUAGUAGAGAACACAGCGAUAUUGAUGAUUUUCUUCUUAAUAAUGUUUUACACGGUGACUUUGAGUUACCUGACACUGUAAAUAUUGUAAAAAGUAUUGGUGAAAAUUUUAAUAUACGCGAUAUAUUAAAUACUCUAUUUAAAACACGAAAAAGUAAAUCACAAAUUAAUUGGACACCGUAUUCUCAAUUCGAAGAUGUAAAAGAAAUGACAAAAGGAGGUUAUGGUAUUAUACAUAAAGCGACUUGGUUAAGUAAUAAUGAAACUGUCAUUUUAAAAAGAUUUGAAAAUUCUAAAAAUAGUAGUAAAUAUUUCUUAAAUGAGUUAGAAUCAUAUCAACAUUGUAUUGACGAAUCACUUCGUGGUCAUAUAAUCAAAAUUUAUGGUUUUACAAGAGAUCCUGAAUCAGAAGAUUAUAUAUUAGUUAUGAAAUAUGCGUCAGAAGGAGAUUUACAUAAAUACUUACAAAAAAGCUUUAAAAAUAUUACAUGGAAUAAUCAAAAACUACGUAUAUUAUGGCAAAUUUCAGAAGGACUUGAACAUAUCCAUAAUCAUCAAUUUAUACAUCGAGAUUUCCAUAGCGGAAAUAUAUUAUUUGAUUUAUUUAAUGACCAAAAGAAAACUAAAGUAAGAUAUCAAUGGAAAAUUGGAGAUCUAGGAUUAUCACAUUCUGUAAAUAAUAAAUCAUCAAAUAAUGAAAUCUAUGGAGUUAUACCUUAUAUUGCACCAGAAAUAUUUAAAGGGUCAGCAUUUUCUAAAGAAGCUGAUGUUUAUAGUUUGGGUAUGAUUAUGUGGGAACUUACAACAGGUUGUAAACCUUUUGCUAAAGUUAAACAUGAUCAUAGUCUUAUUUAUAAAAUUCUUGAUGGAGAACGACCUGAAAUUACAGAAGACACACCAGAAUGUUAUGCUAAUUUAAUGAAAAGUUGUUGGGAUCCUGAUCCAAAAAAAAGACCUCCUAUAAAAGAAAUUCGUAAUACUUUUGGUAGUUGGGCUUUUAGAGGUAAAAAUAAAGCAGAAUUUGAUCAAGCUGAAGCAAACCGAAAAAAACUGAUUGAAUUGAAGAAGAUUGGACCUGAAUUUGCUGAAAAAUAUCACUCGGAAGCAAUUUAUACAAGUAGACCAUUAAGUGAUUUAAUUUCUAAAUGUUCAUCCAUUAAUUCAUUUUCAACAAUUUCAUAUGGCAAUAAACAAGAUUCUAAUUAUAUCUCACUUAAUGCAGUUACUAAAAGGUAUUAA
Rhizophagus irregularis DAOM 181602=DAOM 197198 is the source of this 1995-nucleotide messenger RNA. NCBI's taxonomy places the organism in Eukaryota, Fungi, Glomeromycota, Glomeromycetes, Glomerales, Glomeraceae. The record is from RefSeq and is a predicted model, not a curated record.